This is a messenger RNA of Schizosaccharomyces octosporus yFS286, 1860 nucleotides long. RefSeq names its product oxysterol binding protein. Gene Ontology annotation, biological process: maintenance of cell polarity; piecemeal microautophagy of the nucleus; endocytosis. Gene Ontology annotation, cellular component: cytosol; membrane; intracellular membrane-bounded organelle. The coding region runs from base 64 to 1254 and encodes 396 amino acids. The transcript has 5 exons. Gene Ontology annotation, molecular function: oxysterol binding. The record is from RefSeq and is a predicted model, not a curated record. NCBI's taxonomy places the organism in Eukaryota, Fungi, Ascomycota, Schizosaccharomycetes, Schizosaccharomycetales, Schizosaccharomycetaceae.
GAAAGAGGUGUGUUCUCUCUCACCGUUUACCUAACAGAUUGCCCAAAUCAGUCUAUUUUCAGAAUGUCAGAAUCGUCCGGACAAGGUGCGGAGCCCGUAGCUCCUGGAUUUGAAACUAUUUCCAAGAGCUCUUGGAUGGGAUUCAUCAAGAACUUGGCUACUUUCACUGGAGAUUUGUCUACUCUUUCUGCUCCUUCUUUUAUUUUGUCAGGGACUUCUUUGCUUGAAUAUAUGUCUUACUGGUUUGAAUUUCCUGAACUGUUCGUAUCUAUUGUCGAUCAUGAACACCCCAAAGAUCGCAUGCUAGCCGUAUUGAAAUGGUAUAUGGCUGGUCUUAGCCGUGAAUAUGCAUCCCGAAACAAGAGUUAUGGUACCGAAAAGAAGCCUCUCAAUCCCAUUUUGGGUGAACUUUAUUAUGGUUCUUGGGAUUCAAGUAAAGGCAAAGUUGAAUUGGUUGCCGAACAAGUCUCCCACCAUGGUCCCGUUUCCGCCGCCCGCGUACACUGUAAAGAGGCAGGCAUAUCCGUUGACACCCACAAUAUGUAUAGAAGUGGAUUUUCCGGCCGUACUGUAUACGUGAACCAGAUUGGUCAAAUCCGUAUUCAUCUAGACAAAUUUAACGAGACUUAUUACUUAACCCUCCCCAACAUUUCAUUAGAAGGUCUUUGGUACAUGACUCCUUACAUUGAAUUGUACGGUAGCACCUAUAUUGUCAGUACCUCCAACUACAUCACAAAGAUUGAUUAUUCUGGUCGUGGUUAUUUUAGCGGAACAAAGAAUUCUUUUAAAGCAACCGUUUAUGAGAAAGGCGCAAACCCCGAUUACGUCGCGGAGGGCGUUUGGACAGGCACUUCAAAGGUUACUGACACGAAAUCUAAGACCACCUCUCCUUUCUUAGACUAUGGUACCAUGGAUGCCAUUCCUAUUCUUCCUCGACCUUAUAGUGAAGUUGGCGAAUGGGAAACACGCCAUGUUUGGGGUAAAGUAUCUUCUGCUCUUGCCCGUAACGCUUAUGACAUUGUCAGUGUAGAGAAGUCUACCGUUGAGCAAUCUCAACGUGACAUGCGUAAACGGGAACAAGAAGAGGGUGUGGAAUGGAAACGCAGAUACUUUGAAUGGAAGCCUGAUGAAAGCUCGGCUCGUAAUUUGUUGGCUCAAGCUGUGCAAGAGAUCAUCGAACCUGGAUAUUGGGUAUAUGUCGGCGAUACGCAACCCGAAUGCAAACCCGGUGACCAUCCCGUAAGAAGAACGUAAUCUUGUUAUGGUUGCAUUUACUUUUUCUCCCUCUACAGUAUAAAUGUUUUGGUUUUAAUUUUUAUAUAGUUUUGUUCUCGUGACUAUUUGGUGAUGUUAGACGUAAGAACGGCUUGUUUUGGAAGGAAGUUUUGGAAGACAUUUCUAAAUGACAUUACCGAUGAAGCAAAGUUUACUUGUCUUUUUUCAGCAUUUGAAAACAAAGGCUUACUUGAGAUUAGUGAAAAUCCGAUGCAAUGUGAAAAAAAAAUAAAAAAAAGAAGAGAAAAAUAACAAGCAUCUUCAUCACCUUCCGUUCUUAACACCAAUCGUGUUUAACAUGGUUUUCCUUCUAAACGUCUCUGUUCGACCUAAAUUACUUGUACGAGAUUAUUCAUUCAUUCUCUUUUCCAUACUAAACAGUUACACGACUUUCAGGUUUAUUUAUCAUGUUCCGGUAUGUUGUGAAAUUAGCAAUAAAAGCCUUAUAGUCAUGUAUUUUUUAAUUUUUAAUAAUUUUAUUUAGAAACGAAAAGUGUCUUUUCUGUAAAGCAUAAGACUUUAAGUAUGCAAUUUUUGAGAGUAAAGCCGUUUGAAGCGGAGAGGAGUAAAAACUGAGUAUAUGUA